AUGCCACGAUACAAUCCUCAGUGGGAAAACCAGAUCAAGACGUACCGAAAAAACCGCGUCCUGAUCGUCGUCAGAAGCCUUCCAUUCAGCGCCACGACGACCCAAGUCGAGUCUGCCAUCCGGGCCAGACUCACCAAGCCCGACUCUGCCACCUUUUUGUGGCCCCCGGGUGCGACCCGCCCAGAUCGUCACAUCAGUUGGGUAAUGCUUGCUUUCAGCAGGCGACCUGAUACCCAAAUGGCCCUGGAAGAGCUCCAGAACUUCGAGAUCCGCGGCCGUCCAAUCCAUGUCGAGCGAGCGCACAAAGACGCAAGACACUCGUGCCAUCACGGGACUUUGAAUGGUGGUGGUAGAUACAAAUGGUCAUACGGACGAGAGCAGGACAGUCUUCAACCGGAUGAUGGGCGAAAGCCCACAUUCUCCCCUUCAUGA
Messenger RNA from Trichoderma gamsii, 432 nucleotides. RefSeq lists its product as hypothetical. Gene Ontology annotation, molecular function: nucleic acid binding. NCBI's taxonomy places the organism in Eukaryota, Fungi, Ascomycota, Sordariomycetes, Hypocreales, Hypocreaceae. The record is from RefSeq and is a predicted model, not a curated record. The transcript has 2 exons. Bases 1 to 432 code for a protein of 143 amino acids.